CCCCCGAAUUGACAUCCCCCCCUUUCUGGUCGCCAUCCAGUUCCCAUCAACUCCUCGUGCAAACUCACCCUCUUGCACUCCUGAGAACUCUUGAUCCAAUGGCUCUAUCAUACCUUGGCUGAUUACCCUAACCAAGAUCUCCUUCCUUUGCGAAUUCUCCACGGCAACUCCAGCCAGCUGUGACGUGACCUCAAUCCGCUCCUCAUGGUUCUCCAACCCUUCACCUAAACUCACACGCUCCUUCUUUUCCCUUGCCUUCGUUUAUUUCUUUCUUUCGCAGUCCUUAGGUCGAUACCUAAGGAUAGUCUACAAUCCGGCCACUUUCUUUCUUUCCUGUUUUGUAAUCUUAAGUAUCUUCACCACCCGCGUUCUCGGGUGGCCAAUUCGUCAGCACCAUGGAGGGUGUACGCCAAAAAUGUCGACCAAAACAUCAGCUCCUAGUCCUCAAGUGCUAUCCGCAAUAUCAAAAAGGAGUCCAGGAUGUUAAACCCAAUUCAAGCGAACUUUCCUAUCUCCUCUACUAUGUCAGCACACGCCGCAGCAAGCUUCCGAAGGUUAGCGCCUUCCUGGAAAAAAGGGCCGCUCGAGAUGUUUGGCGUCGUAAAAUAGGAAAUAUCCAGGUUACGCUUCAAAUCCUCAGCGCGCUCAUCGAAAAGGUUCCUCGUGAUCUACCCAUUUUCGCACGGUCGGUGUUGACAGUGAUCGAAACCGUUUUACGCUCCCGCGAUAUUUUUAUGGUCGAGGAUUCCAUUGCAACUUUCGAGACUUUCUGCCGGCACCAGGAUAUGGCAGCUCUGUCCGCAGAGCAAGACUUUGCAAAUCAGUUCCGGGAGGUCGUCCGUAUAUAUGCGGGCUUCGCCGAUGAGGAGCAAAUUUCCCAGUCUAAGGUCGUUCCGAGCCCUCCCCAGGCUAUUCGGUGGAAGAAUGCGGGCCUGCGGGCCAUAAAAGGCGUGGUUAGUUCUGAGGCCGGGUUGGCAACAGAUGGAGGAGACUCUUUGAGAAUCAUUCUGCCCGUUGUUCUGGAAAACCUGUACAAUGGGGAUGACGACCUGCUUGCGUCGCUUGAAUUCAACCUUCAGGAAGCUGAAAGGCAUGAACCUGACCCUGCGGCACGGCGGAGAUACAGCUCUGUCACUGUGCAGACGAUCGAUACGGCGGAAGGGGAUCCGGCAUUGGCAACUCAGACCGUUGCCGAUGUGGACAAGAAAGCUGACUUGGACAUGAGGCUUCUUGCUUUUCGCUGCCUGGAACAGAUCAUCGUAAAUGGCAGCAGCCGCGGGCAAAUCCGCAUCACCACCAAAAUUGUGUUGGACUUCAUCCUUCGAAAGGAACGAUCAAAUCCCCAUCCUCUUGAACUGGAUUCCGAUGGAAAUUGGGCCACUUCGUUGAUCGAAAUCGUAGCCAAAUGGUGUCCCGUUCAGGCCCGUUUUAUUAUCUCGGCUGCCGCCAUGGAGGUUCUUUUCGAGAUUCCCUCGAAUGAGGAGGCCCUUGACAAGGCCUUCACAAUCAUCCAGGUGAUAGAUUGGCUGUUGAAGUCUCCUGUCAACAUGAUCGGACUUAGCGUGAUCGACAUCCUGCUAGGUUUGAUGCAAUACAUGUCGUUCUUGAUAUCCCCAACGAUGGAGAGAACCAUGGAUGAGCAGUCUACUGAAAAGGAAAAGGCCCCUUACGGCGAGAAUGUGGCACUUUCUCGCAAAAGAAAGCAACUGCUGUUACUGCUCCAGAAAUGUAUCGGAGAUCUUACAACACACAUUUAUUAUGGAGAUCAGGUUGUUGACAUGAUUAGAACGAUCCUAACUCGGAUUAGGCCUGUGCAUAACCAGGAAGCAUCAGGCCCCGAUCAAGCGGAUACCACAGCAUUGACUGGGGAGGUAAAUCUGGCGCCAUUCUCCUUGGCUAGCGCCAAGAUUUGUGCUCUCAAAGCCAUCAAAAAUAUCCUACUUGUGGCUAAUUCCCAACGGCCGAUAGCGGCAGCCGGUGUUGAAUCAAGAAACCCCGUUGGUAUUCACGUGUGGGAAGGAACGCAGUGGCUCCUCCAAGACCCAGAAAAAGAAGUUCGAUACGCAUACGUCGAUGCACUUCUUUACUGGCUGAAGGUGGAAACAAAUAGAACUGAUCUGCGUGUUAAAGACAGUUCUAACAAAACUGCAAACACGUCACCAAAACGCGACUCUCCAGAGACUGCCGAGAAAACUGGGAAACGAUCAGGAGCGCGCCAGAGGGAGAAAGCCAUUAUAGCGGCACAGUCGAAUUUUCUCCGUUUGCUCCACUUGACGGUCUACGAGGUCGCGCUUCAAUAUCCAACCGAGGAAACAGUAAUCCGCAUACUUCAUCUUCUUUUAGCCAGCCUGGUUGAAAAUCUUGGUGUGAAUGCUGCGCGAUUCGGGCUCCCGAUGACCUUGAGGCUUCAGGAUGACCUGGCUACCCUGGAAAGCUUAACUUCGCCCGCAGCAAAAGUGAAUAUCGGGAGCUUGGUGUAUGGAUAUCUAUGGGCAUUGUCCGAGAACUUUGACUUGGACACCUACAGAGUUGGAAAAGAGAUCCACUCCGAAAUCGAGCAAAGAAAAAGUCGUGGUAUCUGGCUAAAUAGCAUCGGCCUUUCUCUCGCCAGUUUUGAUAGCAUUAUCCAAGAUACGGAGCGUCAAACCAUCACCAAAAGCCCCAAAGAUACCAAGAUGCUGAUUCCUUUCAAGAGCGGCGUUGAGGAGCUCGUCCGUCGAAUUGAGGAAUCAUAUAACCAUACAAUGUCCGCGUAUAGUCCACCAGGCUCUCCGGCGCGAAAUUUGGAUAAGCCAGUUCUUGGAAAUCUACCAUCCGCAAACCCCCACCAAUGCGAUCUCCUCCCAGCUUCAGUGAGAGAACAGAUGUUGUCUACAUGGUCCAAAGCCCUAUGCUUGGAAGCCGCCGAGAGGGAAAAGGCAGAAGCUUUGUCCCUCAGCGGAUCGAAGACUGGAACCGUACCCCUUCGCAACCACAUCUACACCAACGGUAACGGGGGUAGCUCACUUUCAACGGCUACUUCUCCCACGUCGACACCCUAUGGUGCAGCGGGUCUGCAAUAUUCUCGCCGCAUGAGCGUCCCUGAAGCUCCAGAAACACCAGUUCAUAGCUCAAGCAGGGAGUCACCAGUACAUGUCAAUGAACUAAGGCGUGUACUUUCUGUGAACAUCCAAGAUAAGGAUCGACGACUAAGCCCUCUACGUGGCCGAAUCGGCGCCUCAAAUGGUAGUGUCAUCUCAUCAAGUAGUGAGAGCAUGGUCAGCGGGUUUUCAACGUCCGAGUUUGAGAUGGACGGAGGGUCAAUCCGGCGCCCAUCUACGAGAGAUGGACAGGAAACGCUGUAUGGUGAUGGGGCAGAAACCCCUAAGGCUUUUAUGACAAAUGGGCGUCAUGGGCCGCAAAUGUCCCGAUCAUCCUCCUAUGGUAUACCGCCUGUACCCCCAAUCCCGCACGAAUUGUCUCUUCCGGGUGGGUUUCCAAACAACUCUCAGCGCUCACUGACAUCCGUCGAUCGGCCAUCGACUGCUCCCUCUUCGCGAAAACAGCACGUCGUUAAUGGCAAACUAGGAACAGCGGCCGCUGCAGCUCAUUCUAAGACACUGCACAGAAACAAGAGUCGGUCUAGUGCCGGACUUGCGGCCGCUGCAGAAAUACCAGGGCUGGCCCUUAAUGGUGGACCUGGAGGCCAAGCCUAUGGCAUGCAUGAAGUGGAAGACACGGCACAACGACGCGAUUUACAGAAGCUUCUUGAUGGAUUCCUGUCACCUGCAAACGCCGAGUCUGGACCUCCUCCUGGCCGAAGUCCCUCCUACCGACGCCGGGCAACAGGGGGAAUCGGCCGUCCACCUUACUAGGCAGACUUGUACGAUUUCUUUCCUCGCCUGUUUAUUUCAUUCUCCUUCAUCUUAUUCAUCAUUUUUCUUGAGGUUAUCGGCCCUUUUAUCAAGCAAUCAUGUUUUACCCUUUUUGUCGAAGCCUAUGCACAUAUUUCUUGAGUUUUAUUUCUUCCCCCCCCCCCCCCCCCCCC
Molecule: messenger RNA, 4027 nt
Organism: Aspergillus ochraceoroseus IBT 24754
Lineage: Eukaryota; Fungi; Ascomycota; Eurotiomycetes; Eurotiales; Aspergillaceae
Exons: 2
Coding region: 396-3854 (1152 amino acids)
Biological process (GO): protein localization to plasma membrane
Cellular component (GO): plasma membrane
Source: RefSeq, a predicted model, not a curated record